Molecule: messenger RNA, 2220 nt
Organism: Cynocephalus volans (Philippine flying lemur)
Lineage: Eukaryota; Metazoa; Chordata; Mammalia; Dermoptera; Cynocephalidae
Gene: ATL3
Product: atlastin GTPase 3
Exons: 13
Coding region: 13-1638 (541 amino acids)
Biological process (GO): endoplasmic reticulum organization; protein homooligomerization
Molecular function (GO): GTPase activity; GTP binding
Source: RefSeq, a predicted model, not a curated record
GGCGGAGGCUCCAUGUUGUCCCCUCAGCGAGCGGUAGCGGCUGCCUCGAGAGGAGCAGGUGAUGCCAUGGAGAGCGGAAAGCCUGGUCCAGUGCAGGUUGUUUUGGUUCACAAAGACCAGCAUUCCUUUGAGCUAGACGAGAAAGCGUUGGCCAGCAUUCUCUUACAGGACCACAUCCGAGAUCUUGAUGUGGUGGUGGUGUCAGUGGCUGGUGCCUUCCGAAAGGGCAAGUCCUUCAUUCUGGACUUUAUGCUUCGGUACUUGUAUUCUCAGAAGGAAGUUGGCCAUUCAAAUUGGUUGGGUGACCCAGAAGAACCGUUAACAGGAUUUUCAUGGCGUGGGGGCUCUGACCCAGAAACCACUGGAAUUCAGAUCUGGAGUGAAGUUUUCACUGUGGAGAAGCCAGGUGGGAAGAAGGUUGCAGUUGUUCUGAUGGAUACCCAGGGGGCAUUUGACAGCCAGUCAACUGUGAAAGAUUGUGCUACCAUCUUUGCUCUAAGCACCAUGACUAGUUCUGUUCAGAUUUAUAAUUUGUCCCAGAACAUUCAGGAAGAUGAUCUUCAACAGCUGCAGCUCUUCACAGAAUAUGGUCGGCUGGCAAUGGAUGAAAUUUUCCAAAAACCCUUUCAGACACUGAUGUUUUUGGUUAGAGACUGGAGUUUCCCAUAUGAAUACAACUAUGGACUGCAAGGAGGAAUGGCAUUUUUGGAUAAGCGUUUACAGGUGAAGGAACAUCAACAUGAAGAAAUUCAGAAUGUCCGGAAUCACAUUCACUCAUGUUUUUCCGACGUCACCUGUUUUUUGUUACCACACCCGGGACUCCAGGUGGCCACAAGCCCUGACUUUGAUGGAAAGUUAAAAGAUAUUGCUGGUGAAUUUAAAGAGCACUUACAGCUACUGAUACCAUACGUAUUAAAUCCAUCUAAGUUAAUGGAAAAGGAGAUCAAUGGCUCAAAAGUCACCUGUAGGGGACUAUUGGAGUAUUUUAAGGCAUAUAUUAAAAUUUACCAAGGAGAAGAUCUGCCUCACCCUAAAUCUAUGCUUCAGGCCACUGCCGAAGCUAACAAUUUAGCAGCUGCAGCCUCAGCCAAGGACAUUUAUUAUAACAACAUGGAAGAGGUUUGUGGAGGAGAGAAACCUUAUUUGUCUCCAGACAUUCUAGAGGAGAAGCAUUGCGAAUUCAAACAACUUGCCUUGGACCAUUUUAAGAAGAUCAAGAAGAUGGGCGGGAAGGAUUUCAGCUUUCGUUACCAGCAGGAGCUGGAGGAGGAAAUCAAAGAACUGUAUGAGAACUUCUGCAAGCACAAUGGUAGCAAGAACGUCUUCAGCACCUUCCGAACCCCUGCAGUGCUGUUCACCGGCAUUGUGGCUUUGUACAUAGCCUCAGUCCUCACUGGCUUCGUUGGUCUAGAAGUUGUGGCCCAGCUGUUCAACUGUAUGGUUGGAUUGCUGUUAAUAGCACUUCUAACCUGGGGGUACAUCAGGUAUUCUGGUCAAUAUCGUGAGCUGGGCGGAGCUAUCGAUUUUGGUGCAGCAUAUGUAUUAGAGCAGGCUUCUUCUCAUAUUGGUAAUUCCACUCAGGCUGCUGUGAGGGAUGCAGUUGUUGGGAGACCACCCGUGGAUAAAAAAGCUCAAUAGUGUCUUAACGUGAAGAUCCGACAAGAACCUGGCCUGCCCCUUCUGAUUUCUGGAUUUCUGCCACGGCUACAGGUCUAGGUCCAGGUCCAGAGGAACAGCAGAUCUGAGACCAUCCAGAAAGAGCUGAAACACAGCACUGUAAUAAAUGAGCUGACCUUUCCUGUGGUUUCACCUCUUAAAUACACUUCCAUUUCUGUUGAAAGCAUUUCUUUUCCUUGCUGUUAGAGAUGUAGGCCUGUGUCUGUUUUAUUACUCUCUGCUUUGUGCACUUUAUGGGGGUGAAAGGUAAAGGAAAAAAAUGGAAAUGUAGUCCUUUAUGUGCUACUUAGUGCCUUUUAAGAUUGAAUCCAUGCUUUUAUGGGCAUAGUGGGGAGGGGAUGGAGGUUAACUUCAUGGAAGAUGCUGUUUUGGGGUGAAACUUACCAGUUCUUUUACACCUUACUCUUUUGAGGGGGAUUCCUUUUUAAAAGUUUACAAAACUUGGAAGAGCUUCAGAAAUAAAGACUAACUGAAUAUGAUGCCAUUACACUUUUAAAAAUCUUAUUUAUAUUAUUAGAAAAUUCUGUUUGCCAUAUAGUGUGG